Messenger RNA from Alternaria arbusti, 1560 nucleotides. RefSeq lists its product as uncharacterized. Gene Ontology annotation, molecular function: transmembrane transporter activity. The record is from RefSeq and is a predicted model, not a curated record. The transcript is spliced from 2 exons. NCBI's taxonomy places the organism in Eukaryota, Fungi, Ascomycota, Dothideomycetes, Pleosporales, Pleosporaceae. The coding region runs from base 1 to 1560 and encodes 519 amino acids. Gene Ontology annotation, cellular component: membrane. Gene Ontology annotation, biological process: transmembrane transport.
AUGGCGGCCACCCGACCAGAUGAGAAGGCGACGGCCUCAUCUCCCCAUGACGCCGAAACAGCCUUGGACGCGACGUCCACCGACAAAGACUUGGCGAUCAACCUCGUCGGUGAACGCGCCCAAGACAUCGACCCUGAGAUCGAAGCAAAAGUUCUCCGAAAGAUCGAUUGGUUCCUCAUUCCCGCCAUGAUCGUGGGCUACGGCCUAGUAUACUACGACAAAGCGAUCCUCGGUUCCGCCGCCCUCUUCGGCAUGACAACCGACCUACAUCUCACCCAGAACCUGUCCCCCGCUACGUCGACUUCCCCAGCAGUAAUCUCCACGACGCGUCUCUCAUGGGCCACUUCAUUGUUCUACUUCGGCAUGCUCGCCGGACUCUACCCGCUUACUUUCGCCUUGCAACGCUUCAACCUAGGCCGUAUCCUUGGUGCCGUCGUACUACUUUGGAGUCUAAUCUGCAUGUUAACAGCCGCCGUUACCGACUACAAGGGGCUCUAUGUCCAAAGAUUCUUCCUAGGCUUCGUGGAAAGUAUCAUCCCGACAGGCUUCAUGACGAUAGUAAGCAGUUACUACACGCAGCGCGAACAAUCCGUACGCCAGUCCUGGUGGUUCAGUUCCACCGGUCUCUUCACCAUCAUCGGUGGCGCGUUGAACUACGGAUUCGCACAGAUAACUUCUGAUGCGUUAAGACGAUGGCAGUACAUCUACCUCCUCGCUGGGUGUCUAACCUUCAUCUUCGGUUGUUUCUGCUUCUUUAUCCCCAAUUCCUGCGCUGAAGCAUGGUUCUUGGCGAAGAGCGAACGCGUUGUCGCUGUUGAACGGCUGAGGAAGGGCGCGACGGGUGUGCGGUGCCAGAAGAUUAAGAUGUAUCAACUCAGGGAAUGUGUUACGGACGCUAAAUUCUACCUCGUGUUUCUGCUUAUGGGAUCAGCGUACACCGUCAACGGCGCAGUUUCUGGUUUCGGCCCACUCAUCGUAAACACAUUCGGCUGGUCGCCCCUGGCAUCGAUACUCUGGCAGUUCCCGCUUGGUCUCAUCUGCCUCGUUACGAUCCUUCUUUGCGGCUAUCUCUCCUCGCGUAUACCCAACAUACGGAUCAUUCUCCUCAUCGUCAACUGCCUCCCCGUCAUCGCAGGCUGCGCCAUGAUCUGGACAUCCUCCUGGACGUACCAUGCGCCCACUCCCGUAGCCGGAUACUCCAUAAUCGGUACAUUUGGCGCAGUCGUUAGCCAGACAAUCGUCAUAGCCAUGUCCAACGUCAGCGGCGCAACGAAGAAGAGCGCCAUGGCAGGCACGGUCUUUGUAGCAUACUGCGUCGGCAACAUCGUCGGUCCACUGCUGAUUAGGAGUCAAGAGAAGGGUGCGCAUUACCCUAGGCUAUGGACGGGUCUAAUCAUCUGUUAUUGUAUCACGAUCGCGUCGGCGGUAGCGCUAUACGCCGUACUGAAGAGGGAGAACAAGAGGAGAGAGACGAUGAGUGUGGAUGAGGAAGAAAGGGAUAAGAUGGCGUUUAUGGAUUUGACGGAUGGUGAGAACAUGUAUUUUAGAUAUGUAUUGUAG